Sander lucioperca (pikeperch) is the source of this 2828-nucleotide messenger RNA. RefSeq names its product E3 ubiquitin-protein ligase TRIM39-like. The transcript has 2 exons. Bases 119 to 1762 code for a protein of 547 amino acids. The record is from RefSeq and is a predicted model, not a curated record. Lineage: Eukaryota; Metazoa; Chordata; Actinopteri; Perciformes; Percidae. Gene Ontology annotation, molecular function: zinc ion binding; protein binding.
UGUGAGCGACAGCAGAGCUGCAGUCGAGACAAGUCUCUCCGUUUCUGAAACAUUCAACUGAAUCCAGGCAGCUUUUUCUCAACAACAGCAGAAUAUCUGCCAAACACCAAGUGCCGAUAUGUCUGCUGCCAGCUGUCUGCUGACUGAAGAUCAGUUUCUGUGCUCCAUCUGUCUGGAUGUGUUCACUGAUCCAGUCGCCAUACCAUGUGGACACAACUUCUGUAAAACCUGCAUCACUGAUCACUGGGACAUUAAUGAUCCCUAUGAGUGUCCCAACUGUAAAAAGCUUUUCUACACAAGACCUGAGCUGCAGGUCAAUACGUUCAUCUCUGAGAUGGCUGCUCAGUUCAGACAAUCAGCUCAACAGGAAGCCAGCAGCAGCAGCUCAGAGCAACAAGUGUCCAAACCAGGAGAAGUUCCCUGUGACGUCUGCACAGGUACCAAACAGAAGGCCCUGAAGUCCUGCCUGGUGUGUCUGGUCUCCUACUGUGAGACUCACCUGGAGCCUCAUCUGACAAUGACAGGUCUGAAAAGACAUCAGCUGAUCAAACCUGUGGAGAACCUGGAAAGCAGGAUGUGUAUGAAGCACGAUAAGCCUCUGGAGCUGUUCUGUAAGACAGACCAGACAUGUAUCUGCAUGCUUUGCACUGUUUUAGACCACAAGACACAUGACGUUGUUCCUCUGAAAGAAGAAUAUGAAGGAAAGAAGGCCGAGCUGGGGAAGACAGAGGCUGAAAUUCAGCAGAUGAUCCAGAAGAGACGACUGAAGAUUCAGGAGAUCAAACACUCAGUGGAGCUCAGUGAUAAAGAUGCAGACACAGAGAUAGCAGAAGGUGUUCAGGUCUUCACCGCUCUGAAGGCGUCUGUUGAGAGAAGUCAGGCCGAGCUCAUCGACACGAUCAAAGAGAAGCAGAGAAAGAUAGAGAAACAGGCUGAAGGCUUCAUCAAAGAGCUGGAACAGGAAAUCUCUGAGCUGAAGAAGAGAAGCACUGAGGUGGAGCAGCUCUUACAGUCUGAAGACCACCUCCACCUCCUCCAGAGCUUCACCUCCCUGAAUGCUGCUCCACCCAUCAAGGACUGGACAGAAGUCAGCGUCCGUCCACCUUCAUAUGAGGGGACUGUGAUGAGAGCUGUUACUCAGCUGGAGGAGACGCUCAGUAAACAGAUGAAGAAGCUGUUUGAGGCCGAGCUGAAGAGGGUCCAGCAGUUUGCAGUGGAUGUGACUCUUGAUCCUAAUACAGCACAUCCUGAUCUCAUCCUGUCUGACAAUGGAAAACAAGUUAAACAUGGUGAUGUGAGAAAUGAUCUCCCAGAUAAUCCAGAGAGAUUCAAUAAUUAUGUUAAUGUCUUAGCAAAGCAGAGUUUCUCUUCAGGAAGAUGUUACUAUGAGGUUCAGGUUAAAGGAAAGACUCACUGGACUUUAGGAGUGGCCAGAGAGUCGAUCAACAGGAAGGGAGUCAUCAUAGUGAGCCCUCAGAAAGGUUAUUGGACGAUAUCUUUGACGAAUACAAAUGAGUGCAACGCUCGUGCUGGUCCUGAUAUCCGUCUUUCUCUGAAGUCUCCGCCUCAGAAGGUGGGGGUGUUUGUGGAUUAUGAAGAGGGUCUGGUCUCCUUUUAUGACGUUGAUGCUGCAGCUCUUAUCUACUCCUUUACUAGCUGCUCCUUCACUGAGAAACUCUAUCCACUCUUAAGUACAGGUCUCAACAAAGGUGGUAAAAACUCUGCCCCUCUGAUCAUCUCUCCUGUCAAUCACACGGAGUAGAACAACCAUUUUGUAGCAUAAUGAUUGGUUGCCUUGCUCUGAGUGAGGCACACUCUGCUCCCCUGGCCAAUGAUGAUCUGCCUGCAAGCUACAAGGGCAGGGAGCUUGUCUUCUUGACAUCCUCUCACUUUUGGAUCCCUAAGGGACGUGUCAUUCCCGGGUUGCCUCGCUUUCGGUACACCUUGCAGUCAUACUCUCUGCAGUGUCCAUAGGCUAGGCUAUUUUUAGGGGUGCCGUUUUGCCUCUGCCGGCUUUUCCUUUACCGGGUUUAUAUAUUAAUAUUCCAACACCACAUACAGUAUAUCUCUCUGCGUGCCAACAUGGUCGUCAGCUCUCUCUUUCAGCCUGCCGUUUGUGGUCUUAACUGUAUGUGUGCAGACAGGGAGUCAUGAUUUAUGUGUAUUGUUAAAUGAUGCGUUAUGUAAUUUUCUUUCUUUCAAUGAAUAUUGUUUUUUUAUCUCAUUGUUUCUUCUGGUCAUUUUCAUGACGUUACGUUUGAUUUUCUGCAAUUCAAAUAAUUUCUUUUAUUCUGGAAAUUUUGCUUAGUUCUGCUAAACCAAAUAUGUAUUGUUGCCAACUUAUUUUGUUGUUUUGUAAGCUGCAUGCAUCUGUUCUGUUUUUGUGUGUGCUACCGUUAGUGUUCUCCCUUCUUCCCUCAAAGUACUGGUGUAAAUGGUCAGUUUUAUUGUUUUUUUAAUUGUCAAUUUUACCAAAGUAAUAUACUUUAAACAUACAUUGUAUGAAUUUAACCUGUGUGCUUUUAUUCUUUUCUUUUUUGUAAAGUCAUUAGUCAUUUUAAGUCAGAUUUAGUGUAAUUCCCUAACUGAAAUUUCCAGGGUGGCAUUGUCGGUUCUGUCUUUUUUACUGGUGGUGUAAAUAGUUGUUUUAUGUACUUUAUCUACUCUUUUUUAUUGCUGAAAAUGUUAUUUGAUGUGUCACAAGACUGUUAAAUCAAAAGAAUACUGAGGAAUAAGAAGCAUUUGUAUUUUCCUUUACUGUCUGAUCAUUAAAUAUAUAAGAAGUGUUGCUUACUGGCUCAAAAAACCGAAGAACACUUAAUAAAAAA